AUGUACAACUAUGGACGGGCGUUGCAAUCGGCUGGAGUGAGUGGUAAAAGUAACGUAUCACAAGUAUGUCGGCAUCAUCAUCCUCUCCUUCUGAACCUUCCCACGCACCAGGGAAAGCACCACUGGUUCAUUCCCCUCUGCAUCACGUGGAGACCACGUGCUUCUCGUAGGGCACGUCUCGCCCAAACCGGUGUGUCUUCUUCCCUAACUACUCCAGUGGCACGAGCUGAGGCUCCUGCAGCUGUCCACCUAACCCCUGACCCGAUACGGAUUCGACGUUUAGAAGGGGAUCUGCAAGAUGCUCUUAGAAGGAUAAGGAACUUGGAGGAAGCUAACAAAAACUUUGAAGAAGCUAAUGAAAGGAGAGAUUAUCAGAUCGGACUUAUAAAUGUGAACUUGAAUGAGACGACUUGGAGGUUGCAUUUCUUGGACCAGCGUGUACCACCAGCACCACCGGCUGAACCAGAGCUGGAAGAAAAGGAACCCAAAGAGGGUCCAGAGGAAGAACCUGAAGAAGAACCCGAAAAGGACCCUGAGGAGGAUCCAGAGGAAGAAGAGCCAGAUGAAGUUGCUGCUGAAGAUGACGAUGACGACGACGGUGACGAUGGCGACGAUGGCGAUGACGACGAUGCUGACAUGGGCGAUGGAGAAGUUGAUGACUGA
Helianthus annuus (common sunflower) is the source of this 663-nucleotide messenger RNA. RefSeq names its product acidic leucine-rich nuclear phosphoprotein 32 family member B-like. The record is from RefSeq and is a predicted model, not a curated record. The transcript has 2 exons. NCBI's taxonomy places the organism in Eukaryota, Viridiplantae, Streptophyta, Magnoliopsida, Asterales, Asteraceae. Bases 1 to 663 code for a protein of 220 amino acids.